Macrosiphum euphorbiae (potato aphid) is the source of this 2091-nucleotide messenger RNA. Lineage: Eukaryota; Metazoa; Arthropoda; Insecta; Hemiptera; Aphididae. The record is from the annotation of a GenBank genome assembly.
AUGAGUGACUAUGACAGUGAUGGUGACAGAGUCGUUAAAAUCCGCGGUGAAUCAACAACUAAGUUAAGCCACCAAAAACAAAAGUUUAGAGGAAGCUGGCAAAUAGAUCCUAAAUUUAAGAAUUGGCUGGAACCAGUUAAAAAUAACGAUUACAAAGCAUUUUGUCGUUACUGCCAGGUACAGUUUGUUUCUGAAUUGUCUACAUUAAAGAAACAUUCCAAGUCUUCAAAGCAUAUAGGUAAUGUUAAAUCAGUGAAUGAAUCGUCGUCAAUAGCAUAUUGCUUUACUAAUGUUGUACAGCUGAAAAAAGAAACUGAAGCAAUAAAACUGGCAGAAAUAAAACUAUGUGGUUUUAUAUCUGAGCAUAAUAUGUCUUUAAAUUCCAUCGACUAUUUAACUGGUGUACUAAAAGAGUCUUUUCCUGAUUCAAAUAUUGUAAAAGGAAUCAAUUUAGGAAGAACAAAAGCAACAUGUGUAAUAAAAAAUGUUAUAGACAAGUGCCAUAAAGAAGAAUUAACAAUAAAUCUAAAAAAUAAUUGUUUUAGUGUUAUUAUUGAUGAGAGCACGGAUGUUGGCACUCUUAAAACUUUAUGUAUAUGUGUGCGUUAUUUUAAUGAACUUACAUGUAAAGUAGAAUCAUCAUUUUGGAGCUUAAUACAACUAUUUACUGACAGUCAAUCUGCUAAUGAAGGAGCAACUGCCAAUAUGAUUUAUUCAGAAGUUAUGAAAUCAUUUGAAAUACAAAAUAUUCCUUACAACAACAUCAUAGGAUUUGCUUCCGAUGGCUGUAAUGCUAUGAUGGGCAAUUGGAAUAGUGUUGCAAGUAGAUUUAAAUCUGAUUUUCCAGGAGUUUUCAUACAAAAGUGCAUUUGUCACUCUUUACAUUUAUGUGCAAGUGAAUCAUGUAAAGUUUUACCUAGAAGAUGUGAGGAUCUCUGCCGUGAUGUGUAUAAUUAUUUUAAAUCAAGUUGUAAAAGGAUUUCACAAUUUAAAGAGUUCCAAUUGUUCUGUGAUGUUGAGCCUCAUAAAAUUUUAAGGCCAUCUCAAACAAGAUGGCUCUCAUUAGAAAAUGUUGUGUGUAGGAUUCUAGAACAAUGGGAACCAUUGAAAAUGUUUUUCAGAGUACAAAGACAUGAGGAUAAACUUGCUUCAGCUGAUAAAAUAUAUGAUUAUUUGAAUGACCCUUUGAUUUUAUUGUUUUAUAAUUUCCUAAAAUGGGUGUUACCUAAAUUUACUACAUUAAACAAAUUAUUUCAAAGUGAAAAAGUCGUCUUAACAUCUAUGCAUAACAGAAUGGAAGAAACAUAUACAGAGUUGAUUUUUUCAUACAUGAUUAAAAUGAAUAAACCACUAGAAGUCUCACCUGAUGAUAGAUCAAAAUUUUUACCCAAUGAACAGAUGUAUUUAGGAAUUGGUGUUAUGAAUGAACUGAAAAAAACAGAAAUCUUUUCAAAAAAGGAAAUGUUGAAGGAAUUCUACGAAAGAUGCAGACAAUUUUUAAUAACUGCUUGUCAACAAAUAAGAAAAAGAUACGAUUUUAAAUGUUCUAUUCUGAAGAAUAUGCAACAUUUAUCUCCUCAAAAUGCAUUAAGUAAACAUCGACUAGUAUCAUUGAAUUCAUUUUUUGAUGAUGUUCCUAGAAUAAUUAACAGGUAUCAAGAUAUAGAUCUCCAGAAAAUAGACGAUGAAUGGAGGAAGUUGGUAAUUGUAGAAAUAGAGCCAUCUUUAAAACAAAAUCAUGUUGAAGACUUUUGGGUAUACUUAUAUAACUGGCAAAUUGAAGGAGAAUAUAAAUUUAAAAAUGUAGCAAAAUUUGUAUUACAAGUAAUAAGCUUACCACAUUCUUCAGCUGAGUGUGAGCGAUUAUUUUCAAAGGUAAAUCUAAUCAAAACAAAAAUCCGUAAUAAGCUUCAAACUGAAACUUUGAAUGGCUUAUUACUAUCAAGUCAACGUGUUAAGCAGACAACAUGUGUAAAAUUUCAACCUACUAAAACAAUGAUAGAUUCAAUGAACACAACAAUGUAUAAAGAGACUGAAGAUUUAGAUGUUGAAGACGUUGAAGUACAUCAUUUGAAAGAUUUAACUAUAUAA